Molecule: messenger RNA, 192 nt
Organism: Echinococcus granulosus
Lineage: Eukaryota; Metazoa; Platyhelminthes; Cestoda; Cyclophyllidea; Taeniidae
Exons: 3
Coding region: 1-192 (63 amino acids)
Source: RefSeq, a predicted model, not a curated record
AUGAGGGGUGGUAGUCCCUUGAUUUGUGGUAGAUUUCGUAGUGGCAAAACGUUGGUCCAUGUUGCUGUGGAUCCAAUUCUCCUAAACGUUUUCCGAACUCGGAGUGAAAUGUUGACAACUGUGGCUAACGAAUUGGAUCUAGGAAAGACAGUGCAGGGUAUUACCCUUUUACAGGCUCUUCCAGUGUUGUGA